Messenger RNA from Letharia lupina, 1440 nucleotides. RefSeq lists its product as uncharacterized. The coding region runs from base 1 to 1440 and encodes 479 amino acids. The transcript is spliced from 2 exons. Lineage: Eukaryota; Fungi; Ascomycota; Lecanoromycetes; Lecanorales; Parmeliaceae. The record is from RefSeq and is a predicted model, not a curated record.
AUGGACCUUGCAUUUCUUACCCGGCUCAUAGGCCUGGCGCUUGUAGCAUUGCCAGUAGCUUAUGCUUAUCCAUCUUCCCUAUCAUCCUUCAUCUCUGCACCACUCUCACAACCACUCUCACAAGCGACCGUCACAAUUGCAGGUCAAGUCUUCAUAGUCGAUCCAGCAGAUAUCAUCCUGGACAGGACGACAAUAGAACCUGGCUCAGCUGGAAUUUCCAUUAAUGACCAAAUUGUGUCAGCUGACGCUGCUCAUGACCUCUUCGUGGAUGGCACCGAAAUACUUGCUGAUCCGACCGGCUCGAAUUCUGCCGAGAAUAUCGCUAACAACAAAACUGCCAAAUUCAGCAGUAAUGCAACGUUUUCCGGCAGUGUCCCGGCCAGCUCUGUCACAGCUGCUGCCGCCGGAUACGACAUCCUGGGAGGAGAAAUUGCUCAUAUAGCGGUACAAGUGGCAAGCACUCAUGCAACAUAUCGCGCAGGAGUUCCAAUCUCUACAUCCGUAUCUGCUUCGACGUCAAUGGCAGCAACACCUUCUGGCGGUUCAGCCCCUCUUGGACCUGUCGUGAUCCCCUCGGCUUCUUCCGCCAUGACCAAUUCCUCACUUUCGAAGGCCUCAACUGCUGGACUAGCUCCCAACGUCCAAGAGAAUGUAUCACAGACACAAUCUAGAAGUACAGGUUCGGAUUCUAUGUCUGCUUCGACGCCCAAGAUCAAUCUGAUCCCCACGGGUUCUUCCAUUCAUAGCAACAGUAGCUCUGGUUUGUACGUUGUCGCCGGAGCCUCGAAGAUAUCUUCAAGCGCGUCUUCUGAUCGACAGUCAAUGCAUACAACGGGAACACCAUCUCCGUCGGCCAUAUUAGUGCCUGGUGGGCAGCCCAAUACCAUAACGACUGGUCCGACCCUAGCAAUUCCCACCAUUUCCUUAAACCCAACUGGAUCCGUGGCUAGUUCACAAGUUAUGCUGCUGGUUGGAGCAAUCUUUAGCAUCACUGAGGAGGCGAAGACCCUCUCUGCUAUCAUCAAAGACAACGGACCCAAGGUAUCUUUGGUUUCGAAAAUCAAGGGGAUUGAUGAUAGGAUCCUCAAUGAGCUGGAGGACAUGCAUCCUCCUGGCCCUCCUCCGUCAAAUGCUGCAGGUCCCGACUUCUGCGCCGCGAAUAGCUGGAUCGCGAACGUGCAGAUCGACGAUGCCGUGACCAACGCGCCGCCAUAUCCCACGAAAGAUUUCAAGUUUGCCAUCCCGGCUGGGAUUCUUGAACCGGCGCCUUUGCCUUGCACGUGGCAGCCGAGUCCAGGGAACUCACAACCUGGCAGUAUGAGGUGCAAUCCGGGCGAGGAGAUUGUGCUAUGCACGAUUCCGGUAACGACGGCCAUUACGUGUAAGCAAGACAACCCAGAUAGGAUAGAGCCACUGGCGCAAUGUGUGUUCUGGCAAUGA